This is a messenger RNA of Rhinopithecus roxellana (golden snub-nosed monkey), 1247 nucleotides long. It is a transcript of the gene TM4SF19, whose product is annotated as transmembrane 4 L six family member 19. The coding region runs from base 348 to 977 and encodes 209 amino acids. Gene Ontology annotation, cellular component: membrane. The transcript has 5 exons. NCBI's taxonomy places the organism in Eukaryota, Metazoa, Chordata, Mammalia, Primates, Cercopithecidae. The record is from RefSeq and is a predicted model, not a curated record.
UUUCUCACGGGUGCAUCCAGUGACUCAGCAGGACCGUGGAGCUCAUGAGGCCUCCUGUUUCCUGCCUUAGAAUCACAUGGAAGUGAGCAGAGGGUGGGUCAUCAGGACAGGGCUCUCCGAGGAGCGGAAGCGCCUUCAAUGCAGGCCUGUGGGCAGGAGCGUGGGGCGCACACACGCCUGGGUGACCUCUACGUAUAUAGAGAGCCUCCCUGGCCCUCCUGGAAAGAGUCCUGGAAAGACAACCUUCAGGUCCAGCCCUGGGGCUGCAGGGGUGGGCCCCACUCUGAAGAGCCAGCCUUUCUCCAGGUUCUUUCUCUCCCAUUCUGAUUCUUGACACCAGAUGCAGGAUGCUGUCCUCUGCCUGCACGCCGGCAAGCUCACGGACUUGCUCCCGUAUCCUGGGGCUGAGCCUUGGGACUGCAGCCCUGUUUGCUGCUGGGGCCAACAUGGCACUCCUCUUUCCUAACUGGGAUGUGACCUACCUGUUGAGGGGCCUCAUUGGCAAGCAUGCCAUGCUGGGAACUGGGCUCUGGGGAGGAGGCCUCAUGGUACUCACUGCCGCUAUCCUCAUCUCCUUGAUGGGCUGGAGAUACGGCUGCUUCAGUAAGAGUGGGCUCUGUCGAAGCGUGCUUACUGCUCUGUUGGCAAGUGGCCUGGCUUUGCUUGGAGCCCUGAUUUGCUUUGUCACUUCUGGAGUUGCUCUGAAAGACGGUCCUUUUUGCAUGUUUGAUACCUCAUCCUUCAAUCAGACACAAGCUUGGAAAUAUGGUUACCCAUUCCAAGACCUGCAUAGUAGGAAUUAUCUGUAUGACCGUUUGCUCUGGAACUCCGUCUGCCUGGAGCCCUCUACAGCUGUUGUCUGGCAUGUGUCCCUCUUCUCCGCCCUUCUGUGCAUCAGCCUGCUCCAGCUUCUCCUGGUGGUCGUUCAUGUCAUCAACAGCCUCCUGGGCCUUUUCUGCAGCCUCUGUGAGAAGUGACAGGCAGAACCUUCACGUUCAAGCAUGAGUGUUUUCAUCAUUGGUUGCCUGAAUCCUUUCUACAAGGAGUGGGUACAAAUUAUAAACAAACUUUCCCUUUAGGUAUCUCUGGAGAAAUAAUGACAACAAAAUUCACUGCAUGUCAGUUGAAUGAUAGAAUGCAUUUUAAAUCACACUGUAAUCUUCCAGGUGAUCCAUGGAUAGGACAAAUAACUAAGCCAUUAUAAUUGUGUAGGAAUGUAUAGUUCAUAAAAUACCCUCCAGCCAGGA